AUGCCCUCACCGUCAUCGCUGUUACGUACAUUAUGUGCCAUUGCCCUGCUCGGCCUUACAGCCGCCGCCCCGUCCGUGCAGACUACUCUAACCAACGGCCCGCGACCGAUCUACGCCAUCGCACACAGAGUUCUCCGAACUGAAGCAGUGACAGCGGCGAUCUCCCACGGUGCCAACGCAUUAGAAGUUGAUCUCCACGGCACGGAUGAAUGGUGGGCUGAUCACGACUGCAAGAAAAACAGCGCCGGCGACACGGCCCGCGAGCUCUUCCAGUUCAUCGCCGAAGAGCGGAGGAAUGGCGCCAACAUCACCUUCAUCUGGCUGGACAUCAAGAACCCCGAUGAAUGCCCGCAGCACGAACCAUGCUCCAUCCAGGCCUUGCGGGAUCUGGUCCGCGAAACUCUAGAGCCGGUAGGUAUCCGAGCCCUGUAUGGCUUCUACCAAACCGAAGAAAGCCAGGGCUAUAAGGAGAUCCUGCACUCGCUGAAUGAGAACGAGGCUAUUUCUCUCAGUGGCUCUGCCAGGGAUGUCUUUGAGAUGUAUUUUACAACUUCGCGGUCGCUGCCGGUGAAGCAGAGGAUCAUGGACCAUGGAGAUGUCAAUAUUCAGAAGAAUUUUGGAGAUUGUCAUGAGCGUGGGGGGACGACGUGCUCGGAGUUGCGCAAUGGGCGCUCGGCUCGAAAUAGGGGUCAAUUGGGGAAAAUAUUCGCUUGGACUAGCACGGAGGGGGAUACAAGAUAUGUGAGCGAUUUGCUGAGUGUCGCUCAGGUUGACGGGAUUAUCUAUGGAAGUCAGAAACAUGAUUAUAAGGAUGAAGCCCGUACUAGGAAUGCCUUCUGGGAUAUUCUUGACUUCGUGAAGGCUAAUCCGGAUGCUGUUCGAAUGGCGACGGCGGACGACGCACCUUGGUAG
Messenger RNA from Aspergillus oryzae RIB40, 912 nucleotides. Its product is annotated as glycerophosphodiester phosphodiesterase family protein. Gene Ontology annotation, biological process: lipid catabolic process. NCBI's taxonomy places the organism in Eukaryota, Fungi, Ascomycota, Eurotiomycetes, Eurotiales, Aspergillaceae. The coding region runs from base 1 to 912 and encodes 303 amino acids. The transcript has a single exon. Gene Ontology annotation, molecular function: glycerophospholipase activity; phosphoric diester hydrolase activity. The record is from RefSeq and is a predicted model, not a curated record.